AUGAUGACGGUGGUUCAAAUGUCAUCAAGAAGGAUGCUUCCGCUUAGUUUGCUACUUCUCAUUGUUGCCAUUACCUCUUCACAUCAAUAUUAUGAUCCGACCACACGAGAUUAUGUCGAAACAUGUGAUGAAAUGGCUCAGUUAGCUGGCGACAAUUUUUGCAGGGUAUUCGAUAUUUGCUGUCGGGAUCGUGCAAAGAAUAAAUUGAAUGGCGAUCGAUGUCAACUGACUGAUCCCACCAAUGGAUGUCAACUCACUCCUGAGGGUAAUGUGAAGUUUCUACGAUGUCGUGCUUAUAAUUGUACUCCCGAAGUGACAACCACCACAACAACCACAACAACCACAGCACGUGCACUUUUUCUGAGUUCGUCAUCAACAUGUAUCAAGGCAGGUGCAUUUAUUACCGUAGUCGCACUUGCAGCAGCUUUUCAACUCAGCUUCAGGCAAUAUUGUCAUUAG
Cercopithifilaria johnstoni is the source of this 459-nucleotide messenger RNA. NCBI's taxonomy places the organism in Eukaryota, Metazoa, Nematoda, Chromadorea, Rhabditida, Onchocercidae. The record is from the annotation of a GenBank genome assembly.